GACGUUCCGUUCCGUUGGAUUUUACGUCAACUGAAAUGUGGCGGGGAAGCGCGAGGUGCUGAGGGCGGGAUCCAGUAAGAAUGUGAAAAAGUGGGUCACCGGUGUUUGUUUUUGUAGCUUGUAAUUACUUAUAACUGCAUUUAUCCUGAUUUAUCCUGUCAGAAAAUACGCGGAGAUAACUUGAGUUGUGGAUCUUGUAGCAGCGCAUCUGUCGUUUGGACUCCGCGGCUGUAGGUCGCAGUAAAGCCCAAAGAAUGCGCCACAUAAAAACGAUUAACCACGAUUCACUGUGGUUCGCAUGGAAGUCUGCACCCAUGACUUCCCCUAACGUGUGUAUUCAACUUGUUAGAAUGUGAUUAUGUGAGCUUUUAUGGGUCCCUCUGAGUUUGGCAAUCUAUUUAUCUGUAUUUAUAAUAGUAUGGUGUGUGGGGCACCCUGCGAUUCAAAAUGACUACAGGCUAAUCGUCCCAUGAGUUACAAACCUCAGAAGGUAACGUAAAUGACAUCACAUCGUUAUAGUGAAGACCUGGGGAAAUACUGUGAAGCUUUACUUUUUGGCAUAGCUGCUAACUUCUUCCUAUUCGCAACACUACGCAUUGGACACGUAGCUUUUAGCACACAACCAAGCUGUCAGAUGACAAGUCAUGUCCCGGCACAGCCGACGAUACAAGCUUCCGCCGCAGGACUGUAGCAGCCCCUCUGUGCCCGGCUGUGACCGCGUGUGGAUGCCUCGUGUCCGCGUUCUCUUGCUCUGUCUAAUCGGGGUCUUGGUGCUGGCCAUGGUGCUGGAGGUAUUCUUAUCCAACAACUCCAUCGAUGGAAACUCUGCGAACCGCUUUCCAGAAACAGACUGGAUAAAAGGCAGAUUGUCUCAUAAGCCAAGUAAGUGCUCCACUGCUCAAAUUCGGUACUUGGCCUCUCAAGUCGAUGGAAAUCGUUUAUGGGAGACCCAUUUGAGGCCCAUUCUCAUAGAGAGACUUCCUGGGACUCCAGGCAGCCUGGCAGUGCAGCAGCAUAUCACCUCCACACUGUCUUCACUGUCGGCAGGCUGGAGUAUUGAUUUAGACUCUUUCCAGUCUCCAACUCCACGUGGCCGGGUGACAUUCACAAACAUUGUGGCCACAUUGGACCCUGCAGCACCUCGCAGACUACUACUAGCCUGCCACUAUGACUCUAAAUCCCUUCCCGCAGACCCGCGAAACCCAAAGAGGGUAUUUCUGGGUGCCAGUGAUUCAGCAGUGCCUUGUGCCAUGAUCCUGGAGCUUGCAACAUUGUUAGAUGCACAACUUAAAACAUUUAAACAGCAGAAACUCCCAGUAACACUUCAGCUGGUGUUUUUUGAUGGUGAAGAAUCGUUUGAAGAAUGGACUGAUAGUGAUUCACUCUAUGGCUCUCGGUACAUGGCUGAACAAAUGGCCACCACACCUCACCCCAGGGGCUCUGCACACACCACGAUGCUUCAGGCUGUGGAUCUUUUUGUGCUUCUGGAUCUGCUCGGAGCCCCUACUCCUCUCAUUGUAAAUCACUUUGAUAACACUGCCCGUUGGUUCGAUCGUCUUAUUACAGCAGAAAAGAGACUCCAUCGACAGGGUCUGCUGGCUUCACAUCCUUCUGAACAAGCUUACUUCAGGAAAGACGUGUAUCUAGGGCCUGUUCAAGAUGACCAUAUCCCUUUUCUUCACAGAGGGGUUCCCGUGCUACACGUCAUUGCUACACCUUUCCCUCAGUUUUGGCAUACACUGGAUGACACAGAGGAGAAUAUGCAUCGCCCCACUGUGGAAAACCUAACAAAGAUUCUUGCCGUCUUCCUGGCAGAAUAUUUGGGAUUGUAUUAGUGUAAUGAUAUCAGAUUUUGAGAAAAGGAGUGCUAAACUUAACAAAAACAAUAGACCAUUUCUCCUAAAAUCUAAAUCAUGUGACUUUGCAGGAGCAUAAAUAUUCUUGUUACAGGUAUGUCAUUUUUUAUAAAUGUUUUAUACAAGUUCAUCCUUAAAAAUGAAGGAUUUCCUCCAAUAACAAGCCAGCGUUACUCAGGGUUACCCUUAUGCUCAUCGCAUUAUGGACUCCACAGCCCCAAACCCUAAAUUAAAUUAAGCUAUAAAGAAAAAUAAAACCUGUAAUUGAAUGAUCACAUUUGAUUAUUUCAAUAUGUUAAUCAAAUCAAGGUUUGGGGUACUUUGCUCUCAGCAAGCAGAAAUGUUGCGCAUGCCUAUAAUAGGAAUAAUUGUGUCGUUGGAUAACCACAAGAGGGCAGGAUGAGCUUUUCAUGAAUCCAUAUAUCACAUUGUGAGAACAAUACAACUUCUAGCAACACUCUACAACAGAAUGUACAACAGUAGUUGGUGUAUGUAGUUUAUUAUUACAAUAUGCAAUAUAAAAAAUAUAAUUUUAAUAAUGAAUUAAACAUGUAUAUAAAAAACAAUGCAUUUCAAACUAUCAAAAGUAAAAUGUAAAAGAUC
Messenger RNA from Periophthalmus magnuspinnatus, 2459 nucleotides. RefSeq names its product glutaminyl-peptide cyclotransferase-like a (gene qpctla). Bases 645 to 1835 code for a protein of 396 amino acids. Gene Ontology annotation, molecular function: glutaminyl-peptide cyclotransferase activity; zinc ion binding. The transcript is spliced from 7 exons. Lineage: Eukaryota; Metazoa; Chordata; Actinopteri; Gobiiformes; Gobiidae. The record is from RefSeq and is a predicted model, not a curated record.